AGGCGAAAGUUCGCCGAGUGAAAAAAAAACCAAAAUAUUUGCUUUUCUCAGAGAAAAAUUAGAAUUAUUGCAUUUUCUUUUGCAUUUACAGUAGAUUUGUGGCGCUAAAAGUGGGUGAAAAUGGUAGAUCUGGACACAAACUUCGAUAAUAUGACAAAAUACCAAAUAAUUUGCAAAUACAUUGAAAAUGUGAACCGACUGCGGAGUGUAGCGCCCCCGGAAAUGGACUUUUCAGACUUCUUGAUGGCGCAUCUCAAUCGUUACACCUUUGCUAGCUACGUGUACAGCACGAAUUUGCUGAUAAAGUCCGUUCUGGACAGGAAGAGGAAGAUUGUAUGGUGGAUUUUCACAUUACUAGUGGCGUAUACUUGCCUGUCGUACAAACACGAAGCCUACAGCCUCUUCCUGCGUCGCAUCCAGACACACAUCUAUCCGGGAAUGAAGCUGUGGCGAAAGCUUACCUUGCCAAUCAUCACACAAUACCCAACACUCACAGAUUUCUACGAUGAAGCGUGUUUGCUGGGGAAUCCAUUGUUCCAGGUGGCCGAUUUAGAUUGUACACCAUGCUCAGAGGCUGCCAAUGUGCUCGAUUUCACCAAUUUCAACGACAUCACACAUUCGGGGGAGCCCUUUAUGUUCAAGAGUAGCCAGAAGACGAUCACAGUGGCGAAUAUCUAUGAGAUUUUCCUCGCCAAUGAAGCCAUCUUCCGACGAGAUGCCUUCCGUGUACUCUCAUCAAAUCAUGACAUUCGCACCAUGGUGGACCUGGCGAAUGACUUCCUAAACACCACCCUCCAGGCGGAGAGUCACAGCAUUUGGCGCUGCAACAGGAUGCACCCUGCACGCGUCCUCAGGCAACUCUUCCCGCGCCCUCAGCGUCUACCUGAGACGGGAAUGGCGCUCGAGAGAUUCCUCAUGAUUGACACACCUGCCGCCAAUCCGUACCGACUCCCGGACAUGGAGUGCUCCAAUGUGUUCGUCAUCCAGGCCGCAGGAACGCGUACAUUCAUCCUCCGGCCCACAUCUGAAUGUCGCUCAAAGUGCCGGACGCUCUCAGUAAGACUGCCCACGUCCUACGUGCUUAUCUACGAUUGGUGGUACUGGCGCCCCAUAUCGGUUCCGGAUGAAUUCACAUCGGCCACGUCAGUAGCCUACGUGGGCUCCUACUGCUAACUCGACGAUGAAACUCCUAGUCUUGCUCAAUCGUGAUUGCCGCAAACCAACACUCACUACUCAUCUCACGACUCCAAAGCACAUUGAUCUUUUACAUCAACAAAAAUUCAAAAUAUAAUAUAUUUUUCUCUAGUGAUAAGGAAACAAA
This is a messenger RNA of Lutzomyia longipalpis, 1321 nucleotides long. RefSeq lists its product as uncharacterized. The transcript has 3 exons. The record is from RefSeq and is a predicted model, not a curated record. Bases 121 to 1173 code for a protein of 350 amino acids. NCBI's taxonomy places the organism in Eukaryota, Metazoa, Arthropoda, Insecta, Diptera, Psychodidae.